GUGAGUGGAAGAAUAAAACUCAACCUCUAAAACAAUAAAAGUUUGACAUUUUCUCUUCAUUGGAUCCUCAGAAGUCCUUGUAGAAAAUUCAGUCAGCUUAGAAGAUUAAGGGAGAAUCUGGAAAUGACCGAAAAUGGAACAAAAAACGAGGAUAAUCUCGUAGCAAAAAGUCCGAGAAACAAGGCUUCUGACAGGUCAACCGAAGGAGUGUUGAAUAUUCAAUUGGAGAACGUGGCGAGUGGAUCCAAAGAAAUCACUUCUCCACAAGCAAACUCUUUCAUCCAACAAUGCUCGCCUCGGGAAACCAGAGAGUGUUACAAUAAAAAGAAUGAUACAACGGCUAGAGCUGGAUUUUCAAAAAAAACUUCUGCAAGCAGACUCGCUGCAUUUUUUCCUGGAUUACGUCAUACGAAAGAUAAUUGGAAGGAAAGGGAAUCGAUCAACAAUGAAGUGCAAGUUGAGUCGAAUGAAAUUCCAAGAAAAACAAAAGAUGAAAGGGAUGCUCGAAAUUUCAGAAGCAUGACAAUUGAUAGAAUGGGAAAAAUGCUGAAAUUAAAAUCCUCUGAUUGCGAAAGAAAUGAAUUCGACCGUACUUCACAGGGAGAAGGUGAAACGAGAAGAGUUUCAUACCCUUGCGAAAACCCAUCUCGAAAGGAAAAAACAAAUUCACUCGGAAGAAUGUUGAAACUUAUGGACAAAGAUGUUGGUCCAAGGAAAAUUUUUGGUCAGUCAAAAUCCGCAUCUGGGAACCGCCUUCCAAAAUCUGAAAUUCCUCUUGAUAAAGAAGAAAAACCUUUGAAAGUUUCCGACGAUCGGAUUCGUCGUGCUUUUUCAAAAAUGCUCUCUCAAAUUAGAGGUCGCGCCGGAAAUGCAAAUGCGUCAGCAGAACCGAAUUUCCGGGCGCCGAAAGGAAAAUCGAAAAUUUCUCUACCUCGAAGACCGCACUUAUCAUCGACAAAAGAUUCGACAUCAUUGUCACCCGAUCCAGCAUCCUCACCAUCCGGGAAUUCCGAACAUCAACUUUGAAAAAUUAUCUCCAGUUGGAAUUUCCACAAUCCUUCAGACCUACCACUUAAAAAUUCCUUACCAUCGUAAACCAAUUUUUUUCAAUAAUAAAAAUCACUAACAGAACAAAGAAAAAAUCCUGGACACUGCAAAUAAUAUCAAAACUGAAAUUUCAAUAAAUUUAUACUCCAAACUAAGUACCGAAAAAUUUCGACAAAAAAUUAAGUUGAAAAUACGACUUUUGGAAAAAAAAUUUUGAAAAAAGCCUGUGAAAAAAAGAGACAAGGAUUAAAUAAAACAUCAAUUUGCCGUAAUUAAAAAAUUUAUUUAUUUUUUUAAAGUUCGAAGAUAUAUUCUGAUUGAAUUUGACUGGAUACAAAUAUGAUGAAAUCCAAAAAAAUUAGCAUUUCAAACCCACUUAAUUUUUUUUUGUCGGUGAGCUUUCGCAAAAAGCCUUGAUCCCAUUCUACCCUGAAUUUUCUCCAAAUUUUAAAAUUUACAUCAAAAGCUUGUUGACUAUAUAAGAUAUGAAUAUUCGAUGCAAA
This is a messenger RNA of Belonocnema kinseyi, 1550 nucleotides long. RefSeq lists its product as uncharacterized. The transcript has 6 exons. The coding region runs from base 124 to 1026 and encodes 300 amino acids. The record is from RefSeq and is a predicted model, not a curated record. Lineage: Eukaryota; Metazoa; Arthropoda; Insecta; Hymenoptera; Cynipidae.